Molecule: messenger RNA, 615 nt
Organism: Drosophila rhopaloa
Lineage: Eukaryota; Metazoa; Arthropoda; Insecta; Diptera; Drosophilidae
Product: lysozyme 1
Exons: 1
Coding region: 15-527 (170 amino acids)
Molecular function (GO): lysozyme activity
Source: RefSeq, a predicted model, not a curated record
GAAUCUCACUUGAAAUGGUCCGAUCAAGUUGGUCGAAAGUGAGAGUACUCCCGGUGGUGUGGUUCCUGUUCCAGGGAAUUCCCCUGCUGGCCAUUCGCCUGAAGCCUUGCGAUCUUGCUGGUCAGCUUUAUAUACUUGAUGUCCCGAAAUCGGAGCUACCGCUGUGGCUUUGCAUUGCCGAGUUUGAGAGCCGCUUCAACACGCACGUCGUGGGUCAGGGAAAUGCGGAUGGCUCCCGGGACUAUGGACUCUUCCAGAUCAGCGAUCGUUUCUGGUGUGCGCCGCCAAAUCGAACGGAGUACUAUGCAUUCAAUGAUUGCAAUGUGAAUUGCACUCACCUUCUGAGCGACGACAUCACCAUGGCGGUCCAGUGCGCUCGGCUCAUCCAGAAACAGCAGGGCUGGACGGCCUGGUCCGUUUAUCCGGAGUUCUGCAAUGGUACUUUGGAAACCAUUGAUGAGUGCUUCCAGCCGCACAACGCCACAGAUUGUGCGACCAGCAAGAUGGACGAGGUCAAAGGUUGUUAGCGAUAGUCUGCCUAUUAUGUCAUCACUGCCGAAAUAUGUGAAUUUGUGUAUGCUAAAUUAAAAUCUUAAUUACCGUUUAUAUUCGACU